UCCAAGAAGCAAAAAGCUUAGUACACCAUUACACCCAACACAAGCACAUCGACGGGAGACGGCGCUAGAGAGCGGGGCGACGAUGGACCUCGUCGUCGGCGCCUCCAACGACGCCGUGAAGUCCCUGGUGAACAAGCUCGGGAGCCUCCUCGCGCAAGAGUACACCUUGAUCCGGGGCGUCCGCGAUGACAUCCAGUACAUCACCGACGAGCUGGCCAGCAUGCAAGCCUUCCUCAACCGGCUGAAGCGGGCUCAAGGCAGGCACGACGAGCAGCGCCUGGACUGGAUGAAGCAGGUGCGGGAGGUGUCCUACGACAUCGAGGACUGCGUGGACGACGUCGACCACCGCAUCAGCGGCGAGCCCCGUGGGAGUGGCAUGGUGAUGUACGUCCGGAAGAAGUGGUACCUGCUCACCACGCUCUAUGCGCGCCACUGCAUCGCCACCGAGAUCGGCAACCUCAAGACUCGGGCUCAGCAUGUCAGUGAGCGGCGCAUGAGGUACGGGGUGAAGGAGCUUGAGGACGGCGAUGGGUGCCCUGCCGGAGCAAGCGCUCCCCGAGAUAUCAUAUCCCCUCCUCCCCAGCUCAUCGGCACAACGGAGCCUGUGGGCUUGGAGGACGCCAAGAAUGAGCUCAAGCCAUGGUUUAUGGAAGUGGGGCGUCAGAGCACUCAUGGUCAGCCCAAAUUCAUUGCCAUUGUCGGGUUUGGUGGCCUUGGCAAAACCACGCUCGCCAUGGCGCUGUACCGCGAGUUUGGGGAAAAAUUUGAUUGCAGAGCAUGUGUGCUCGCAUCGCAGAAGUUUCAUCUCCCAACGGUUCUGAAAAGCCUCAUCAAGCAGGUCCAUGAGCAGCAGUCCAGUGCUUCAAAGAAUGACCUCGACGAGAUCGACGAGUGGAGCGAAGAGGUCCUAAAAAAGAAGCUCGCGGAUCUGCUAAAAGAGAAGAGGUACCUCAUUUUGAUAGAUGACAUAUGGUCUGUAUUCGCAUGGGAAAAUAUUAGAGACUCUUUUACCAAGAAUCAGAAGGGUGGUACCAUAGUGGUGACAACACGGUUCAAAUCUGUAUCAGAAGCUUGCCGCCGUCAUCAAGGUCAUGUCUUCGAGCACCAGCCCCUUCAUGAUGGAAAUUCCUACAGCCUAUUUCUUGAAAUAAUCUCCAGUGCUGCUGAUGCCCUUUGUCCUGCUAGACCCAUCAAUGGUGAGAUUAUUAAAAAGACUUGCAGAGGUCUGCCCUUAGCAAUAGUUGUGGUGGCAGGUCUUGUGGCAAGUAAAAUGAAAUCGGAGUCUAAAAUGAGCUUAGAUCACCAUUUGGCUCAAGUAGGCGAGGAUUUAAGUCAAGUCUUGGGGAAUAAUCUCACCACAGAAGGAGUGACACACAUACUGAGCUACUGCUACAACAAUUUACCAGCUGAUCUCAAGACCUCUUUGUUGUACAUGAGCAUGUUUCCCAAGGGUUGCCAAAUCAGCAGGAAGCGUCUGAUCAGAAGAUGGAUUGCUGAAGGGUUUAUCUCUGAUAAACAUGGGAAGACUGUCGAGGAAGUUGCUGAAGAUUGUUUUAAUGAACUUAUUAGCAGGAACUUAAUCCGAGCAGUCAACAACAGCAGCAACGGCAAGGUGAAGAGCUGCCAGAUUCAUGACAUGGUUCUUGAGUACAUCGUUUCCAAGUCAAGUGAGGAAAAUUUCAUCACUGUGGUUGGCGGUCACUGGCAGACGCCAUUUCCAAGCUACAAGGUGCGCAGGUUGUCCGUCCAAAAGAGUAAUGGGAAAGAGAAGGAAAUGGUAGAGAGGAUGAAAUUGUCUCAUGUCCGGUCCUUAACAGCGCUAGGGAGUUUGAGAGCGCUUCAUUCUACGUUGCACAAGUUUCAGAUAUUGCAGAUGCUAGAUCUUGAAGGUUGCAAGGAUUUGUCCUUGAACCAACUCAAGAAAAUAUGCAAAAUGCAUCAGCUGAAGUACCUGAGCUUGCGCCGUACGGACGUCGAGGAGAUCCCAUCCAAAAUUAGUCGGCUUGAGUCUCUGGAAGUACUUGACAUAAGGGAGACGAGCAUCAUAAUUUUGCCUGAGUCCGUUGAUAAGCUUCAGAGAAUGGAGCAUCUACUUGCUGGCAACAAGAACAAGCGGCAUGCAUUGAAAUUAACUGAAGGAAUCACAAAGAUGAUGGCUUUACAGACAUUAUCUGGGGUUGAGAUCUGUGCUGGCUUUUCUAUGGAACUGCUUAGAGCCUUGCAGGAUCUUACCAACCUGAAGAAAUUCAUCAUCUACAAGGUCGGCUGUACCAUCGGCAACUAUGAGUUACUGCUGUCUGCCAUUGAGCAUCUGAGCAGCUGCUCCCUCAAGUAUCUUGCAAUUGACGAUGAUUUCACGGGAUUCCUUGACACCUCACUGAAUGCUUCACAAGCCCCACCAGAGCACCUGCACACCCUCGGUCUCUCUGGCAAGUUGUCUCAAGUGCCCAAGUGGAUUGGUAGUCUACACAACCUUGAGAAGCUAACCUUGUCGUUGACUUCACUCACGACAGAUACCCUGUCGGUUCUUGCUGAGCUGCCCCAGUUGUUCUCUCUCAUUUUCUCACUUGACUCAACCAAGAAGGAUGCAAGUGUUCUCAAGAUCCUCCAUGAUAAUACACUUAAGUCAAGUGGGAUGAUCUUUGUGCCAGCUGGGGGAUUCAGAAAGCUUAAACUGCUAUGCUUUGCGGCACCUGUGCUGCCACCUCUUAGCUUCCUGGAAGGGGCAAUGCCGUGGCUCCAAAGGAUUGAGCUGAGGUUCAGAAUGGUGGAGGGUGUAUAUGGCCUGGAAAAUCUUUCAAGUAUCCAGCAGGUGGUCCUGACUGUCAGCAGUCAGGCGCCUGAAGAUGCCAAGGCAAAAGCGUCCCAAGUCAAGAAAUUAGCAAGCAUGAUUCCUGGGAAGGUUAAUGUCCCAAGUGUGGUUAUUGAUGAGUACAACGAAUCAGCAGAAUAAAAUUAGGUUAUCUGGGUAAUCCACAUGGUACACGGAAGAGUAAGAGUACACGGACAGUGAUGAAGAUAGCGUCAGUCGAGUCAAGCAGGACGGAGGCGAGUCGAGUAGGCGGCCCGGGAGCCGAGAGCGAAAGACUUGGAGGAGUCGAAGGCUUGGCGGAGGCUGGACACUCGUCGACAUCGGUGAGUCACGCCUUGCGGGGCGUGCGAGAGGGUUUGACCGGUUUGGCCUCAAAACCGAGGAUGAGUCACGCUUGCGGGGUGUACAGGAGGGUUUGACCAGUUUGGCCUCAAAAUCGGGGGACGAGUCUGGUGCGGCUGGACAGCUCGAGUCGAAAGAUGCGUGGCACCAUCGCGAAGCUUGCGUCGAGGCGAAGUAAAGUCGUGAAGGCGUCGGGUCCGUCCGAUGUACGAGGAAAAAGUUGGACGAUUUUACCCCUAGAGGUAUUUGAGUUGUGUGCUUCAUGUAAAGGCAUUGUGAUCAUUUUCCGAAUGCAUGUGUGUGUGAAGAGGGUUGUUGGCAGCCACAUCUCUUUGGUGGUAGGCUCCUCAUUUGUUUGUGAGAGUCUUUGGGUGUGAGAGAGGGAGAGGGAGAGAGGCGUGGAUCUUUGUAUUGAUCUUUUUGCAAUCCUAACUUUGAUUGUGCUUAGAAGUGGCUCGUAACCGAACAUGGUGGAGUAAUCCAAAAAUUAAUUU
This is a messenger RNA of Setaria italica (foxtail millet), 3648 nucleotides long. RefSeq names its product putative disease resistance RPP13-like protein 3. Bases 83 to 2953 code for a protein of 956 amino acids. Gene Ontology annotation, biological process: defense response to other organism. The record is from RefSeq and is a predicted model, not a curated record. The transcript is spliced from 2 exons. Gene Ontology annotation, molecular function: ADP binding; ATP hydrolysis activity. Lineage: Eukaryota; Viridiplantae; Streptophyta; Magnoliopsida; Poales; Poaceae.